AUGUCACCUCAAUCGUCUCGCCUGACCAACUACAUCGCCUUCUCUAGGCAAGAUGGCUCAACCCCGCAAAUUGGCCAUCUCGACCAUGCUCAGCAAACUAUCCAGCCCCUGGCCUAUCUCUCGGGCACUCCCGUGGAAAAUCUGUACCAAGUCAUCGAAGUGGGCUCCCAAAACAUCACGGCAUCAGUCGACCCUGCUAUUCCGUUGAAGGAUGUAAAGGUUUUCCCUCCAAUUUCAGGUCGCGAUGUCCUGGCAGUGGGCAAGAACUACAUGGAGCACGCCAAAGAAUUCAACAGCUCAGGAUACGAUAGCUCUGAUAAGGUCGAUAAGCCCAGCCACCCUGUCAUUUUCACCAAGCGCGCGACGUCUAUCAUUGCCGAUGGCGAAGACAUCCUGUUGCACAAGGGUUUCACUGAGAGCGCCGACUACGAGGGUGAGAUUGGUGUCAUUGUCGGAAAAGCUGGGUUUCGCGUUAGUGAGGCGGAUGCAUGGGACUAUGUCUGGGGCUACACCAUCAUCAAUGACUUGACGGCGAGAGAAAGACAGAGAGACCACAAGCAGUUCUAUAUCGGAAAGUCUCCCGACACGUUUUGUCCUAUGGGCCCCGUAGCAGUGCCCAAGGAAGACUUACCGAAGACCCUUCACAUCCAGACCCAUGUCAACGGAGAGCUGCGCCAGGAUGCCACUACAGAGGACCUAAUCUUUUCGAUUCCCCAUCUUAUUAGCACAUUGUCUGCUGGAACGACCUUACAGCCUGGUGAUGUCCUCGCCACGGGAACGCCUGCAGGUGUUGGUAUUGGGCGUAACCCGCCAGUCUUUCUGUCGCCUGGAGAUGAAAUCGCAAUUUCCAUUGAUGGCGUUGGGACUUUGAGGAACAGGGUGGCAGACUAUUCCGCGGCCAACACAACCAUCGAGCGAUUUUCCGCUCGGUCAGCCCUCAAGCCCAACAACACCGCGAGAUCGAUUCAAGGCAGAUCGGGGUUGACAACGGUCAACUCAAAGCCGAUCAACUAUCAGCGAACGGGAACCGGAAAACAAAACAUCAUCUUUGUCCACGGUCUUGGCUCCUCGAAAGAGUAUUGGACACCCUUGACCAUGACACUGGACCUGAAGGAUACCUUCACGGCGCACGUCUUCGAUUUUGAAGGCCAUGGCCUCAGUCCAACUCACCCGCUCAGCAGCAUUACGUUUGAGUCGUUGGUUGCUGAUUUGCUUGGUAUCUUCGAAGUUGCCGGUGUCUCUGCCCAAUCUCCUGCCAUUUUGGUCGGCCACUCGAUGGGAUCCAUCAUUUCCGCCAAGUUCGCCAUCGAACAUCCGUCUCUCGUUAAGAAGCUUGUGCUCAUGGGGCCGCCGCCAUUCCCUCUUCCGGGGAUGAUAGUCAAAACUCUUUCCACGACGAUCUCCAAGGUCAGGAGCGAGGGGAUGGACAUCAUCCUUAGAUCUCCCUCGGGGCUUUCGGAUCACACGAUCAAAACCAUUCCUCUCGCUGCUGCGGCGGUACGAUUGGGUUUUCUUGGUCAAGAUCCCGAAGGGUAUGCAAAGGCGACCUCUGCCCUGGCCAAUGCCACGGAGGGUUUGGCCCUUGAGAAACUGGCAGUCGAGACACUGGUUAUUUCUGGACAAUAUGAAGCAGUCUCGCCCGAGAUCCGAGAGAAGGCGUACGUUGAGAAGAUCCACAAGGCUAAGCAAGUUGUGUUGCCUGAUGUGGGCCACUGGCAUCCCGUCAAAAUGCGUCUUGUUGGUGGUACGAUGGUAGCGAAGGUGUCACUACUUCUUGUCGCCAGUGCGGCUCUGGCUUCCUGCGGCAGUCAGGCCAAGACUGACCUGAACGCUGUCGCAGAGGAAUACGACUACAUCGUGAUCGGCGGAGGAACAAGCGGGCUCGUCGUGGCUAACAGACUGAGCGAGAAUCCAGCCAAAACUGUCCUGGUCGUCGAGUACGGUGACUUCCCAAACACCAUCAACGUUACUGUACCAUAUUUCACUACAUAUGAUCAGUCGGCUCGCCUUUAUAAUGUGACUUCGGUUCCACAGGUUCACCUCGGUAACCGAACCUCGCGACUCCGGAUUGGCGCUACUGUCGGCGGAGGAUCAAGCGUUAAUGGAAUGGCCUGGGAUCGAGGCUCAGUUGCCGACUAUGAUGCGUGGGAAGCACUGGGAAAUCCUGGAUGGGGCUGGAACAACAUGCUGAAGUACUUUCGCAAGUCAUCAACAUUUGCUCCUCCCUCCCAGGAGUAUGUUGACAAGUAUGGUUACGACUGGAACCGAGAUGCGUAUGGAAAUGGCCCCAUCCAAGUUGGAUUCCCUUCAUGGCAGUGGCCUGCGGCUGACCUGCAAGCUCGAGCCUGGGCCGAAGACAUCAAAGUCCCAAGGUUAAAGGACGGAUCCGAUGGCGACAACGUCGGGAUUGCUUGGUUACCUCAAAACUCGGGCGGAAAGAACGCCACGCGCUCGACAUCUGAAACCGCAUACUUUAACCCGGUCAGUGACCGCAGCAACCUUCAUCUUCUUGUACGGCAUUACGGUGGCGCGAUCAAGUUCGAAGGCAAUGCGACGGCCGGAGUUGAUGUUGCGAGCCGCGAUGGAACAAGAAUGCGAUUUGUGAGAUCGCGAAACGUGGUUCUCGCGGCUGGCGCCGUCAACACACCGCGGAUUCUCCAACUUUCCGGAAUCGGCCCCUCGAAGCUUUUGAAAGGACUCGGCAUUAAUGUUACUGUUGAUUCUCCUGGCGUGGGCGCUAACUUUCAGGACCAUCCAUCCGUCUUCAUGGUUUAUGACUUCGACUUCAACACCAUCUCCAACCCAAUUGACAGCCUAAUCCUUAUCCGAGCCGUAGCGAAGGCCCGCGCGUUCAUGUCGAGUCCCAGCGUAAAGUCGCUUGCAGCCGUUGAGAUGAUGCCCGGUCCAGGCGCCGCGAGCGAUGCCGAGAUUGAGACUAUCAUGCGCCAGUCGUGGGUGUCCUCGACUUUUGAUCAUCCAGCUGGGACGGCAGCCAUGAUGCCCAAGGAGUGGGGUGGCGUUGUUGAUAGCAAGUUGAGGGUGUUUUCUACAAUGACAUCUCCUUUAUCACAAGACCCCAUCUCUUCUGUUGACCCUCAGAGACUCGAAGAUGUCCGCAAAAAGUACGCUGAGGAGGCCAAGAAACGUCUUAGGCCCGAGGGCGCGGCCCAGUUUCUUCCCCUCAACGAAGCCCCGGAGGACCGACUUCAUUCACUUCUUGAUGAUCCUUGGGCAGACCACGCAGCUCUGAACGCAAAACCAUCGCCUAUUCCCAAGGAUAAAGCAAUUCGAUUUUUCGUCCUCGGUGCAGGCUUUGGAGGCUUGGUCUAUGCUGUUCGCCUCAUCGAAUCUGGCGUUGCCACUGCAGACGAGAUCCGACUGGUCGAUGCUGCUGGUGGCUUUGGUGGUACCUGGUACUGGCAUCGUUAUCCUGGACUUCACUGCGAUCUAGAGAGCUACUGCUAUCUACCUUUGCUGGAGGAGACCGGCUACAUCCCAUCGAAGAAGUAUGCGCCAGCUGCCGAAAUUCGUCAGCAUGCGGAGCGCAUUGCUUCUCGAUGGAAGCUAGAUGACAAGACUCUUUUCCGGUCCGACGUGCAGAGCCUGGAUUGGGAUGACGACAAGGAGCUUUGGAACAUCAAUCUUUCUGAGAGAAGAGGUCCAGGUUCAGACACCAUUCAGCACAAAGUUCAAGCGCAAUAUGUCUACCUGGCUGCCGGCGUUCUCACCAAGCCACAAGUACCUAAGAUUCCUGGCCUUUUGUCAUUCAAGGGCAACAUAUUCCACACGUCCAGAUGGAACUACGCUAUCACGGGUGGAUCUCAGGAAGACCAGUCACUCAUCAACCUGCGAGACAAGAAAGUCGCAAUUGUCGGUACCGCGGCAACGGCCAUAGGAGCAGUUCCCGCGCUGGCGAAGUACGCCAAGGAGCUUUAUGUCAUUCAACGAACGCCGGCCUAUGUCAAGCAACGAGGCCAGCAAACGACGGACCCCGACACCUUCAAAGCUACCAUCGCAACCAAGAAGGGUUGGCAGUUCGAGCGACAAAUCAACUUGAACCGGCACAUGACCAACGCUGUGCUGCCCGGUCAGCCCAACCUCGUCAAUGAUGGCUGGACUGAUAUGCCCGCUUACUCUGCGGUGAUGGGGUCUCCGGCCCAUGGAAUUGUGAACCCAACACCGGAAGAUGAAGAGCGGCGAGCAACUUGGUUCCAUGCCUUAGAUCUGCCACACAUGGAGGCAGUACGGGCUCGCGUCAGCAGCAUUGUAAAGGAUACAGCAACUGCGGAGAAGUUGAAGCCUUGGUACCCCUCGUGGUGUAAGCGUCCGACGUUCAGCGACGAAUAUCUGCAAUCCUUCAACAAACCGAAUGUCCAUCUCGUCGACACGGAUGGGAAGGGGCCUUCUCACGCCACGGAAACGAGCAUCGUAGUUGGAGACAAGGAGUAUUCGGUUGACAUUAUUAUUUUCAGCACCGGCUACUCCGUCGCUGGUGGUCGCACGGGAGGCAGCCCGGCUGGAAGGGUUGGUGUCCAAGUCCUGGGACGCAGCGGGAUCUCUAUGGAUGAUAAAUGGCGACGCAAUGGACCUGUCACCCUCCACGGAUACGCUACCAAUGAAUUUCCCAACCUGUUCUUCUCUGGUACAGCGCAAGGGACUAUUACAGGGAACAAUGUCUUCAUGUUGGGACUCAUUGCUCGGCAUGUCACUUACAUGAUAUCCGGAGCUGAGCGUCGUGUGGGUUCCGGCAAGAGAGCUAUCGUGGAAGUGACUAAAGAGGCAGAGGAGCAGCACAGUCAAGAGGUUGCCAAGCGAGCACCCUUCUUCUCCUCUCUUUCUGGAUGCACGCCAGGAUACUUUAACGGACACGGACAGGCAGCUUCAGAGGAUCCUGAGGACAAGAAGAAGCAAGCACGAGGUGUG
This is a messenger RNA of Colletotrichum gloeosporioides, 4923 nucleotides long. Its product is annotated as FAD-binding monooxygenase ausC. Gene Ontology annotation, molecular function: flavin adenine dinucleotide binding; oxidoreductase activity, acting on CH-OH group of donors. Lineage: Eukaryota; Fungi; Ascomycota; Sordariomycetes; Glomerellales; Glomerellaceae. The annotation marks the transcript as partial. The record is from RefSeq and is a predicted model, not a curated record. The transcript is spliced from 8 exons.